GACAGUAUACCUACUUUUCGUGUAAAAAUAGAUGAUAAAUGAAACACUUCGAGAUUAAUUCUUUGUGAUUGUAUUCACUGUGUCGUCGCUGAUCUUUUUGUACGUUAGAGAGCAGAUGACAGUUGCUAAUGGUACUUAUGAAUUGCGAUACAGUGAGCCUGAGAUUCGUACGCAAGAGAGAAUUCUAGUAACUUCAAUGCGUUGUUGGCACUGCGUGCCCUUGCAGCGCUGCUUCCCAAUGCCAUCGGUGCGAUUCGUGACCACUCGGGAUGUUGCCUCGCCGGGUCUUUGUGCCAACGUCGCUGUCGCAUUAGUUGCACUGCAUUGAGAUGUGCUGAUACGUUGUAGAGUAUUAUCCGUAUUCGCGCCUGUUGAAGCUCGCCGGAACGUGGCCGGCGAAUUUUGUGGUGUAGUCGGUAGACCUAAGAGUGAUAUAAACUGGUUAAACGACUGCAGCGGCAAGACAACUAGAUUAGGCGUCAUCAAUUCAGCGUUUGUUGCAUCUUGUCUAAAAAUUAGGAUACAAAAUGUGUCGUUGCUUCUGUAACUGCAAGAUUUUACAUGCUCGCCCUUGCUGCGUAUUCAUAUGCUGUACCCUGUUGGUCAUUUGCGUUGCUGUGGGUUUCGUUGUAGUUAAUUACUGGCCGGAAAAUUCUGGAAAGAAUGGUACUGACGCUUGGACGUGCUAUCGCUCUAGUUGCAGAAGGUGCGAACUCCUGGAAGAGCCAUCAAUUCAACUAAACGCCUCAAUGUGUACAAAUAUAACUUACCUUUCAGAAGAUGAUGGAUAUUUCUAUAUUGUAACAGUGAAUGAAUCGGUUGUAACUAAUGAAACCUUAACAGAUUUAAAUCCUCUUCCAGUCUGCAUAGAAGAACCAACUGUAGAACAAUAUGCUAAGGCUUGCCUUCAUUUAUAUGAUGUUAAUGCUACUAAUUCAAGUCUGCAUGUUUGUGCACACGUGGAAGUUACAAAGAAACUACAUUUUAUAAAAAAAUUUGAAUUUGGGUGCUUUGACAUAAAACCUCUUAAAACAGGUAAACCAUUAGCAGUUGUGGAAGAUAAUACUAAACAUUCUGUGAUAGUCACCUGAGAGAAUCUGUUUUGUGAGUUGUAAAGAAGGCUAAUGAUUGAUGUUCAAAAAUUUGUGGUAAUUGAAUCUCAAGACUUUUGAAGUUCUUGUGUUUGAAUAUAUAUUUACUUUUUAUUUUAAUAUCUUCAUAUUUUAAAAAGGUAAUUGAAUCUUAUCAGUUGUUUAAAUUGAUAUUACAUUUUGAGUUGUUUACAGACAUAAUGCAGGUCAAAAUGUUUGUUUUAUUGUAAAGUGCCUUAAAUGUUGGUCAGUUUGGCUAAGUGCUUACAUCAUCUGUGUUGCAAUUGUAAUUUAUUUAUAGAUGUAAAAAAACUAUAAAUAAAUGAUUCUAUAGAAUUUUUCAUAUUAUUAUCUGAAAAUAUUGAUUUUUAAAAGGUCUUUCUAUGUAUCUAAUAUGUCCAAAAUUAAUAAUAAAAUCCUUGUGAAACAUAUUUUUUCCAAUUAACAUAAUUAGCAUUUCGAAAAUAUGUUAACACCAAGUUUCUUCAAAUCUUUGAUUUGUGAUGGUUGCUGUGUUUGAGAUACAAAUUGAAGGGUUCUGAGAACAAUGUGCUUUCCCAUAUUGACCUAGUUCUGGAAUAUUUAGGAUUUCUCUAGAACUUUAAUAAAGUUUUGAAACUGUGGAUCGGUAAAAUCUUCCUGAAUUUUUAAUGUUAUAAUUAUCUAUUUUAUACAAAUCACAAAACGCUUAUCUUUUUCACUUGUCAAAAAUGACUUUGAUGUUAAUCAUUCUCUUUUGCAACAGUUGGUCACUGUGCAUUUUGGCAGUCACAAACUUUGGUCUUUUAGGCUUUCUUCUCCACUUUUCCUUGCCUUCAUUCUAACCUUUCAUUUCUAGUUCUCUGGAUCUCUUUCCCUAUUGUGUAAUGUUUUAUGUACAGGAUGAGCAUUCUUAUCAUCGGUAACCUCCGAAGUUAUGGUAACAACAUUUAGUCUGUCAUGUUAAUUUACUGCAAACAGCUACAAAACAAUAAAUAUAAGCUUUUGACUCCAUAUGGAGAUUUACUGUAAAAAAAAAAAGAAA
Gryllus bimaculatus (two-spotted cricket) is the source of this 2115-nucleotide messenger RNA. NCBI's taxonomy places the organism in Eukaryota, Metazoa, Arthropoda, Insecta, Orthoptera, Gryllidae. The record is from the annotation of a GenBank genome assembly.